Messenger RNA from Trachymyrmex cornetzi, 12128 nucleotides. RefSeq lists its product as uncharacterized. Gene Ontology annotation, cellular component: extracellular region; acrosomal vesicle; zona pellucida receptor complex. The transcript has 17 exons. Bases 1 to 12099 code for a protein of 4032 amino acids. The record is from RefSeq and is a predicted model, not a curated record. NCBI's taxonomy places the organism in Eukaryota, Metazoa, Arthropoda, Insecta, Hymenoptera, Formicidae. Gene Ontology annotation, biological process: acrosome assembly; binding of sperm to zona pellucida.
AUGAUAAAUAAGUAUAAUAGACAGUCAUUAGGAAAUCAAAUCGAAGGCUUUCCGCAAAACAAAAAAAUUUUAAACAACUUAAAGCGAAGUCUGCGAAAAAGGAAGAAACAUGUGAAAAAUUCGAAUAACAAGAUUGUGAAUCGUUGGAAUAAUUACACAGGCAAUAAUGAUAUCAAUGAAGAGGAUACCUCAUUGAAUGCUGCCAGAUUUCCGAUCUGGCAAGUCCUGGAAUCAACACUUGCCGUAAUCAAUUUGGAUUCUACGACAAAUCCAUCAAUCAUGGAAACAGAGAUAAUUAAUCAACCAUUGCUCGCGUUUGAAAAACCGCCAUCGCAAUUAGAGAAUUUAGAUCACUCUAUGGAUAAAGCAAUAUUUCCUGUCGCUAGGCGAUAUCCAAAUUCGCGGAGAUUACUUGAUCUAAAUGCUUCUAAUAAAAAUCUAAUCCUUUCUAGAAUCGCAAGUCCGAAAUCAGAAAUUACGGUCAACGUACAAAGUCCUGCUUUUAAAGGAUUAAAUAACAAAAUCUCUAACAAAAGAUAUUUGCUAGUACCGGUGUCUAAGAAUCUGUACGUUUUGAAGAACGUCCGAGAGAGUUCUCGAACAGGUGUAGAUGGAAUAAUUAUACCUAAGCGAUACAAAUUGUUAGAAAAAGAUAAGGACAACGCAACCUCGGCAAUCCUCUCGUUCAAGGCACAUAUGCAUCACGAUGUGAAAGAUGUAGGUAGAGCGUAUCUUCAAAGAGGCAAUCUCCAUUUAUUUGAUCAUGACAUGAAUUAUUUAUAUUCUACUCUUGAGUCUCGUGUUUACAAAGAAAAUGAAAAUCCUACAGAAAAUCCGGCGUGGCCGACCCAUCUUGACUUCUUGUACCCAGAUAUUACUUUUCAGACCGAUCCCAAUUUAAUCGACGUUACUUCUAAAAUUUCCGAAGAACAAGUUGUCUCCCCCGUUCCGGAUUACGAAAAUAUUUCCUUGGUGGAUAUUAACUUGCGCGGCAGAAUCAAUUUUUAUGAUUUGUCGACACUUUCAUCACCUUCUUCCUUCGAUAUUUCUGAUUACGAUGUAACUUCAAAGAAAAUCGCGAAUCACGGUCAACUGAGUACCUUAUCUGCGGCAAAAUUAAAUGAGGUAAAUCCGAUUCAACAAAACAGUAGAAAUUACGGAAACUCUUUGAAAUACAGCUUUGGUGUCGAAUUGACGACUACUGAUUUCCGAGAUACUUUUGACACGCUUGAUGAAUAUAUAUAUACACCAGCUACUUUAGAAAAUGUUGAAAUAGAUUUAAUUAACAAUAAAGAAGUAUUUGAUACGCCACAAAGUCGAGAAGACGAUCCGAAAUUUUUAACGGAAAGCAACGAAGAUAAAUCUAUAACAGACUUUAUAGAUGACACUUCAACGCAAUAUAGAGUUGCCUUUGACGCAUCUGCAAAUGAAGAUAAUACUUUCUUUCCGAAUAUCACUAACUGCUUUGUUAAUAAUGGCAUUUUAAAUAGCCAAGAUAUAGAUAAUCAGGAAUACGGAAUCUCGAUUUCAAGCGAAUAUAACAAUAAAAUGUCAACACAUUUCAACGAUUUUUAUUACAAUAAUAGAUCAAUCGAUGAGGUAUUGUUUACUAAUUAUAUUACUAAAGUGGAUUUGUUUCUUAAUAAAGAAGAUUACGUGACAUCUGCGCCGUUACUUCUAAAUACUGAUAAAUGGCCAUUGAAGAAAGCGCAGUCUAACGUAGAAAAUUCAAAUGCUCUAUUAAUGGCAAUUAAACCAUUGUCCUCAGAGUUACAAAAAUUGCUAAGCGCAAUUCAGUUAGUCAAUCAAAGUAUCAGCAACGUGCAAAGUAGACUGUGCGAUAAAAAAAACGUCGGAUCAGCGAGGACCGAGCGAGAGAGCAAAAAUAGAAACGCCACGAAUAUUACGAAACUAGUUGAUAAAGUAGAUUAUUACGAUUCUGAUUUCUCUACAAAAAGUUUUAAUAAUCAGUCUUUGGACAAGAGACGUAUUGAAAUCGAAGGUAAAAGUGUUGCAGAACACGAUGUAAAAAUUAGAAGAACUAUCUUUUUAAAUAAAUUCAUGACACCGUUUCAUAAGCGCAAAAGCUCGAUUAGCGAUUUAGAGGUACAGAACAGUCGCAAAAACUUCCUCAAAAAGAGAAAAUUGAGUGAGAGAGAGUUUUCCAAAUCAGGCGACAGAUUGCCUCAUUCGAGGUUUAAUAGAAAUUUAAAGUCUCUGACGAAAAAUUACAAAACACGAAUGAAGCCAAUCCAACAGUUUAGCGGAUUGAAAAAAAUGAAGCGCACAACAACGCCAAUUUUAAGAUUACCGUAUUCGAUUAAAAGUGACAUAUCGAGCGAAAAUUUUACAGGCGACGGGCAAAAUCAUCAAGAGAAUGAUCAAAUAAAUAGAUCGAUAAUUUCGCCGGAUAAUACACCCUCUUUAAAUAUAUCUGGUUCUGGUAAAGAAAAAAAAUUUCAUCCUACUGAUCCACAAUUUUAUAAGGAAGCAACGGCUUAUCUUGAUAUACUUGGAUUAUUGGGCAAAACUAAAAACGUAGAAUACGCUACUGAUGUAUGGACCACGCAGAAACUAAUGGAGUCGUUGCCACCAUUAAUUUUCACAACUACAGAAUUUUUUGUUUCUACGUUAACAUUUUUGCCGUACUUUACCGAGGCACCGACAAUUACAGCUUCCAGUACAAUCGCAGAAAAGAAAGACAUUUUCGAGAUAACUAAAUCAUCGUUAUAUGAAUACAUAACAAGUACGAUUAUGUUAAGUACUUCUAUAAUACCAAUGUCGACUACGUUGCCACUACUUUAUAUGACAGAAUUAACAAUGGAGGAAACUGCAAUAUCAAUCACUGAUUUAACAAUAACACCAGUUGUUGCGAUUACUACUGAAGUAAGUGAGAUUUCCAUCACAAUUCCAAUGAUAGAAAAUUUUACAAUCAAAUCUGUCAUGUUAUUAACUCCAUUUUUAGAAGGUAUGACGGAUAUUACUUUAAAGAUUACAAUUCCUGUAGUUACUAAAACUUCAAUCGAAGAGAUAUCCUCGUUAAUUGCUGUAACCGUGGUUACAGAGGAAAAAAUUGGGGAAAGUAUAUCAACAAGUUCGGAGACGGAAAUAAUACAAAGUUCAUUUAUCGAAACAAAUAUAUCUUUAUAUACAUUCUCGACAGCACCAUUAUUUAGGACUACACAAACAGAAUUGAUGAUAGAAACUACAACUUCUACCGUAGCAGUUUUAACAACUCUAACAAUUACAAAACCUCAAACUACAACAUCAAAAUCUACUGUUGGUGAAAAUAUAACUUUGCAUGAAGCUGAGAGUACUACUGCAAUCGCAAGUUCGUCUACGGUUUUAGAACAAACAGUUGCGAUAACAACUUUAAUACCGGAGGACGAGAGUCCAGUGUCACAGAUUGAGAAAACUAUAACCGCGGAGGAAACAGCUACAGAAGUUCCAACGACUAUCGAAACUUCAACGUCUACUGAAACUUUAACAACAGCUAUGGAGAUUCCAACAACUAUAAAAGCUACAACAAUUACAGAAACUUCAAUACUUACUGAAAUUUUGACAACUCUUAAAACUCCAAUUACUGAAGAAACUACAAGUACUAAAACUUCAACGCCCAGUACAACUCUAACAUCACUUAAAACUAAAACAACCGAAAUUUCAACAACUAGCAAAACUUCGACAAUUACUGAGAUUUUAUUUAUAAAAACUACAAUUACUGAAAUUCUACCGAUUAAUAAAACUGUGACAACUGCAGAAACGCCAACAACUAUCGAAACUUCGACAGCCAGCAAAAUACUAACGAUUAGUACAAUUCCAACGACUAUAGUUACAACAACAACGGAAACUUUAACAUCUACUGAAAUUUUGACAACUUAUAAAACUCCAAUUAUCAAAGAAACUACAGGUGCCAAAACCAUAACGUCUAAAACUUUAACGCCUAUUAAAACUAAGAUAACUAUCGAAACUUCGUCAAUUACCGAAAUUUCAACAUCUAUAGAAAUUACAAAAAUUACCGAAAUUUUAACGACUAAUAAAAGUACAACAACCGUGGAAACUUCGAUAUCCAUCGAAACCCUAAAAGCUAGCGAAAUUCCAACUAUUAGUACAAUUCCAACGACUACGGCUACAACUAUGAAAACAUUUACUAAAAUUUCGACAACUUAUAAAACUUCAGUUAUUAAAGAAACUACUAGUGCCGAGACCUUAACGUCUAUCAAAACUUCAACGCCUAUUGAAAAGACAACUACCGAAACUUCGACAAUUAUCGAAAUUUCAACAACUAUAGAAACUACAACGAUCAGCAAAAUUCUAACGAUUACUGACAUUCUGACAACUACAGAAACAGCGUUUACCGAAAUUUCGACAACCAGCGAGAUAUCAAUGAUUAGUACAAUUCCAACAAUUACAGAAACUACAGUCAUUACUAAAACUUUAACAUCUACUGAAAUUAUAGCAACUACUAAAAUUCCAACGAUUAAAAAAACCGUAAGUACUAAAGGUUUGACGCCAACAAUUACGGAAACUCCAUCAAGUACUGAAAUUCAAAUAAUUACCGAAAUUUUAACAAUUACCGAAAGUUUAGGAUCCACAGAAAUUCCAGUAACUUCGACUACAUCUAUUACAACUGUGUUUUUCACAACGUCAGAAAGUACUACAUCAUCUGUGACAACAUCCCCGAAAGAAUUUUUUCCAACAUCAACUCUGACUACUUUGACUACAAUUAUUACUACUGAAACAGCUGAGACUAUUUUAAUUUCUUCGACAACAUCUAUUAUAACGCUAUUACAAACGUUGAUUACAAAUACGACGCUAAGUGAAACGCCGUGUACUACGAUUUCUAGCAUGUUUUUGACUACGACAAAAGGAGCUGUUACAACUUCUUUCAAAACUGCAGUUUCAACUACGUCACUAAAAGUAACAACGACAACGCCACUAUCAUUGGUUACAAGCACAAUAUCAAGUGAAAUGCCGAAUACUACGCUUUCUACAUUUUUAAUAGAAGAGACUACAGCUUCUUUAACACCUAUGACAGUAUCUUCAUUUGAGACAUUACACACUAAAGCUGCAUUGCCAAUUCCUACAACGGUAUCCACAAUCGAAAUGUUCCUGACUAUAUCAUCCAUCUUGACUGUGAACGCCACAGUCUUCAGUACAACUCCUAGCACAAUCACGGAAGAGAUCCUCAAAAGUACAAUAUCUUUGCUUACAUAUUUGACGGUAACAACGCCUUCUAUCACUCAAAUUUCAAUCAAGCCUAUUAUGAUGGAUAAUGGAACAACAGCUUAUGAGACUACCUCUACCUUAGUUACUUCAUUUCUUUUAACAGAGACUAUUGAAGGUACGACGUCUUCUGUAAUAGAAUAUGAAGAAACUAAAGAAUCUGAAAAAUAUUAUGAAACCACGAGAGAAGAAAUAGCGACAGUUACGAGUACAGCUAAACUAACAACGACAGAACAACGUACGAUAACUUGGAUUACUACAAAAGAAAUUACUAUCAUUGAAGAAACAACACCAAUAAUGUUUUUUACUAUAUCGUUUUCUGUCGAAACGACUUCAGAAGCAACUUCUCCCGUAAUCGAAACGAUUAUUUUGACCACGAUAACUGAAGAAACUUUAUUGAUUGAAAAAAUCGUCACUGUUACUCCUGAAGCAAUGAUCGAAGAAAUGUCGUCAUUAUCGGAAGUUACAUUAAUUUCCAUUGAAACAAGUACAAUACCAAUAAUAGAAACAAGUAUUACGAGUACCAGUUUGGUACUCACAACAGCCGCGACGACUGCUUUACUUUUGGAAGAAAUUGCCACAGAAAUUACGGAAACAAGUUUGAUAACAACUAUUACUACAACUGCUACAUUGUCGCCAACUACUAAAAGACCAGAAUAUGCAACAAUUUUAGAAGCUGCAAUUACCGUGACGCUUGCUCCAUUUUCCGAAUUUAUUCUAUCAAUAAUAAUUACAUCGGAAACGCCUGUAAUUACAUUGGAAGUUAUUUCUACAUUGCCAAAAACUGUAUCAGAAGAGUUUACGAUGUCAACGACUGAAAGUCCAUCAAUAACAUACGCUACUCAAAUUUCUAUAUUACUUAUCGAAACAACCAUUUAUCCCAUUGUUUCAAUUUCGGCAGAACCUACUGAAGAAUCGCUAGAAGCUGAGACGGAAUAUUAUGUAGCAAAAGAGCCAUUUUACGAAGAAGAAUAUGAAGAAUAUGAAGAAUACGAUACCGAAAUACCGACUAACAGGUGGUAUUAUUAUGACGAAUACGAAACCACGACAAAAGAAACAGCUGUGACAGAAAAAUAUACGAAAUUACUUAAAGAAAAGACAACGAGUCCGCCUUUUAUUGAAGGCACAACGACAUCUUUAUAUAAAAUAAAAACUUCAGAGUUUACAAAAUACCUAACACAUUCUGAAGCUGCAUCAACUUACAUUAAUGUGACUUCAACCGUGGCUACUUCAGGAAUAUCUUAUACCGAAAAAAUUACUUCGACUUCUACCUUAGAAACGUCCACGUUGACUAUAGUUGAAAAUGUAACAACGGUUAAAAUAGAAACUGAGUUAACAGCGUCCGCUGCAAGUAAAGAAGUAAAAUCAACGACAAUGUGGUUAACUUUUGGUUCUACUGAAGAAUACACUCUUCCCUCUUCAACAACUUUUAAAAUUCCGACGGAGUCACUUGAAUAUCUAACGAUUCCUCCCAAGUACAUGGAUGUAGAACGGUUUACGCGAAUCUGGCUCACCUCACCAAAAUUCAUUACAAAGCCUAAAGAAAUUCCAAAGAUUGUAUUGAAAAAGACUACAAUUCCAGAACAAGUUUCAGAGACUGAGACUGCCGUGGAAAAAUUAACUUCUUUUUUCAUCUCAUCAGCGCUAACGACGUUACCGGAAAGAGAAGUUAUUGAAGUGUACUUAACAACCAUGAGUACUGCACCUUCUGAAAUGGAAGGUAUUAUCAAAACCGCUUAUGAAGUUACCACUUCAGCAAUGAUGGGAGAAGAGACUAUUCCGAGUGUAACACCAUUUAUCACGUCCGAAGCUGAAACUGAACCUGUAUUUCCUACGAUGAGCAAAACUGUUGAAUGGGAACAGAAAGAACAGUUACUACAACGACUCGAUAAUCUCAAACAGCAUGAAAAAGAGAUGGCGGAGAGAGAAGAAAGGCUGAAGGAAAAAGAAAAACAGUGGGACAUAGAAAAGAAAAAACGCAGGAAAAUGAUGCAACACGAAAAAGAGAGAGAGAAGAAUAUUACAGUAACAACCGAGGGCUAUGCUACAACUACUACUAGUAUCUCGAUUACAUCUCCCAUCUAUACUAUUAGUACAAAAAAUUUAACUGUGUCAACUACAGAAAUUGAAAUUACAUCCCCUAGUUUCGAGAUAUCUAUUAUUACGUUAAGUUUAGUCGAAAUUACUACGGUUCCAACUAAAAUAACUCUAUUUAGUAUCACAGAAAAAAUCACAUCCGAGAUAUAUACUACAGAAAAAAUGGAGGAAGUUACUACAAUAGAAAGUACAUCUGUGACAUAUGCUCUAGAAGAAACAGUUAUACCUUACACUAUACAGAAAAGCACAUCUAUCACAUACAUUACAAAAGAGAUAGAGGAAAUGCAAAUUACAGAUUAUAUAACUUUGACACCGUAUGUUACUACAUCUAUCAUGGAUUUGUAUAAUAUCGGUUUAGCUUCAAUUGAAACUACAACUUCGUAUGCUACCAAAGAAAUGUAUACUGUAAGUUAUGUAUUCGAAACGACUCCAUUUAGUAUAACAGAGGAAAUCAUAUCUAUGAUAUAUACUAUGGAGAAGACGGAGGAAGUAAUAGAAGAGACUACAUUUACGCCAUACGUUACGGAAGAAAUAGAGGAAGCGCCUUACACUACGGAGAGAAGCACAUCUAUUACAUAUCUUAUAGAAGAGAUAGAGGAGAUGCAAAUUACGGAUUACGUAACCUUCACGCCGUAUAUCACUACAUUUGUUGUAGAUUUAUAUAGUAUCGGCUUAGCUACAAUUGAAACUACGACUCCUUAUACUAUUAGAGAAAUAUAUACUACGAGUUACGUGACUCUUUACAGCGAACCUUUAUUCGUUUCAUCUACCAUUACUAGUCCAAUUACAUUAGUCACCGAUAAGUUCAUUACUUUACCUAUUACUACAUUUAGUGAAAGACUUGAAGAAAUCAGUGCAACUUCAGUUACAACCCCAACGUGGUACACUACAGAAGAAACAUACAUAGCAACUUAUACAGAUAUUUAUGGUAAACCUUUAUUCACUUCACCGGAAUUAGAGUUUACGAUCACUUUAUCGACUAUGACUAUUAGCACGACUACAGAGGUAAAGUACUAUGAGGAAAUAGAAAAAUUGAAAGAAGAAUUGCGCAAGAAGGAGCGCGAAUUAGAAGAGAGAGAAAAGAUUUUGCUGGAAAGAGAGAAAAGAUUAGAGAGAGAUAUAAUGGAAUUUAAUAAAUACAUGAAAGAAUUUGAAAAGAAAAAAACAUCAUUUAUACCGUCCGAGAAAUCCAUGCUCACUAGUUUAUCAACGCCAGUGCCGCCGACUGAAAGGACUACUAUAAAAGCUCAAUUAACAACGCAGAUUAAAAGUAUAACCGAAAAGAAAGAAAAUCAAACGACUACAAAGAUAGGACCUACUCGACAUACAGAAAUGAAAGGCAUCGAAGAGAAGAAACAAAUAACGUAUAUUCCUGAAAAAACUGUCACGCAGGAAGAAGAAGAAAUAAUGACAAAACGAGUUUGUCUAAACGUUUUAGAAAAUACAACGAUUCCUUUCGAUAAAAGAAGAAGAGAUAUUGUAACCAAAAAGAUCUGUCUGCCGUACUUUCUGGAAAAAAAUGAAGAGAAGGAAUCAGUUGGUCGAUUAAGCAGAAGGCUUCUCGCUCUACCAAGUACGAAGAAAAUUAAAAGACCGAGAUGGAAUGUUCCAUUAAAUUUUCGGCAUCGCAGAAGAGAGAAAGAGACUACUCGUAAGAUUGACAAUCUGCAGCUGUCGGAUUAUGAAUGGCUGAGCAACAAUACCACUAAGCCAUUGCAAUACUUUAAAGGUUUCACUAGGAUUUAUAGAAAAAUGAAGAAAUUUCCAAAAAAGAUUGCAAUGCAAAAUAACACGACCAACGAUUUUCAAAAUAGUACUUCUCUAUAUGAGCAACAUGUUUUUGAUCAUCAUGAAAGUGUCUUCCAACCAACUGCAACGUUCAUGUUGGAUAGUAAGAAAUAUGGAAAGAAAAAUGCCUUCUUCAGGUACAAUUUGAUUACUACAAGAAAAAGUGACUGUUACGUUGACGACAAAGCAAGUGUUCGAAAGAGAGAUGUUUCAUCGAUAGAGAACAAUGAACGGUUUUGGUCGAAGAAAAAUACGGCCAAUAUUUCAAAUGAAAAAGCAACAACUGCAGCCGAAGAAGAUGAAAUUUAUACGGUAAACGUAUUACACCUCAAUUAUGAUGAGGAUAAACAAACGCAUGAAGUAAUAUCUGCUAAACCAGAUGAAGACGAACUAACAACAAUUUUAUUUGAAUCAAAUGAUGGUAUUUAUGUAACUGAAUUUGAAAAAGAUAAGAAAAUCACAACGCCAAACUAUAAGAUUGAAGAGAAAAAUGAAGAUGAUGAAAUAUCAGAUAAAAUGGAGAAAAAAAUAGAAGAAUAUAAUGAUUAUAUCGAGGAUUUAAUAGAAGAUUAUAUGAAUUAUAAGGAACAUGAAACAUCAACACAAACAUAUGAUGGGAGAUUAUUAGAUAACGGAAAUAAGGAUAAAAGAAUGACAGAAAAUGAAAAAGAAUUAUUGAAUCAAACGUGGCCUACUGAGAAAGAUACAAUGUAUCAUUUAGGCGGCACUAAAUUAUGGGAGCUUGAUUUUGUUACGGAACCAUCAGUUGAAUUAUGUACGACAACUGAUAAAAGUAAAAUCAUUGUUGGAUCGAUCACCAGAACGACCUGUUUUGAUGUUGUUCUUAAAAGAAAAGACAAAAUAAAAUCCAAUAUAUCCUAUUAUAAACGCCACCUUAAUAACAAUAGGAUAACGAAACAUGUUUCUAUUGAAAAACGAGAUGCCAGUCUUGAAAACAUAACAGGAAUGAAUGCAUUGCGUUAUGAGUUAAGAACGACGCAACCCAGGAUGGUAGCAAAAAAAUUAAAACGCGAGUCGCAAAAGCACAAACCAAAUCAUUACAAGCAGGAAAGUUUCGACAAAAAAAGAAUAGUAAGACUUAACGAUUUCCGAUGUACUAGCGAAGAUUCAACAGUGAAAAACCGCAAGCUGUGCAUUGCUAAUGCGAACAAAUUGAAGCGUCAAAUUGUUAGGCAUGAAGAUACAAACAAACACAAAAAGAAGCAACUAGCAAAAUCGCGAACAUCACAAAAUUUACACUCUCUUUAUAAUACAGAUAAUGGUGUCGUAAAUAAAAAAAAUGCAUAUCGUAAAACGACAACUGCCAAUCAAUAUCUUCAAGUAGGAACAAGCUUCUCAUUAGACGAAAUUAAGGCACUUAAUUGCAGCGAAUAUAAAGAGAUACAGGAUAAAAUAGUGAUCUCAAUGGAUUCCGACAUGGAGGAAGUCAGAGAAUUUCCCCAACCGCAUUACAACACCGAAUCACUUAAGGGACAGAAAUAUAUCAAACUGGAAGAACUGGAGGAUAAUUUGAAAAGCAACUCGGAACUUUACAGCGAUAACGAUGUUAUCUCAUUACCCGGUCUUAAUCUCAAUUUACCCUGUAAUCAAGACGGUAAUGGUAUCACAUGGCUAUCAAGCAUUAGCAGACCGAGUUACACAUGGAAAAGAACGGACGGCAUUGCACUUUUCGGUUUCGUGACGGAAAACGGCGAUUUGGAAUUGCGAAAUGUGAACGCGAAAGACACGGGAAAUUACACCUGUGUCAUGACGUACAUGAGCCCCGAUAAUGAGGAAUCCGUGGAAACCACUUACGAAAUCCAUUUGCAAGUUGUCACGCUGCCGAGGUACAUUGUGCACGGAGAAAAUCGUUAUCAUGUACGAUCUUGCGACGAAGGGGACUUGGAUGUGCUGGUAACAUAUCUACCCCCAAAAUUGAACAAUAUUAUAUGCGAGGCAGAUGUUUGCAACGCUUACGUCUUAACGCCGUCUUGCUCCCGAAGUCAAAUUACAGUGAAUAUUCUGUUAGUGCCAACGCAUAUUGUUAAACUAAUGACGGUCGAUCCUAAACGCUGCAAUGUCUUCUGUCUUAAAGCCAUUCAAGAUAAACUCUCGCUGAUACUGAGUAAAAAUCUGCAAAUCUUCCUCGGAAAGACUAUUAUUUUUAGAUUGCCGCAUUACGAGCAGAGACUGGUGCCGAUCGUUGAAAAGUCGUCAUUUGCAAGACGGAAAAGAGGGAAAACCGAUGCAAACGUAUCCGCCGGAAGAUCCAGUAAUAUCGGUUUAUUCUCUAGCUGCCCAGCGGGAUAUGGUCUUCGUGAUACACAUUGUGUUCCUUGUGAUGUGGGCACUUAUAGCGAGGACGGAAUAUCGCACUGUAAAAGAUGCUCACCUGGUACGUAUCAACCGAAUCACGGCGCGAGAGUUUGUCGUACGUGCACUAAUCCAACGACAAAAGGUUGUUACAAUAUGCUCUGGAAUUCUUUCUCUGCUGUAAUGGUAACUUUAGCGAGUAUCGGCGCGAUGCUGUCGAUAUGUUUGCUAUCACUAUGGAUAAUUUGCUGCGCUAAGAAGAAAUUCUGCGUAAAGCGAAUAGCUGGUCUUAUUAUCAGGGAAAAUACGUUUGAAGGAGAGAAACACGUGGAGGAGCAAUCGUUGAUAAAGGCAAAUGAAAACGAAGAUCAGCAAUGGGACAGCGAGUACAAAGCCAAGAAAAAGAAAGGAAAGCUUUAUCUACACGAAGAUGAAUGGGGAUCGCAUCGUAUAAAGAAUGUCCCAAUAAUUAGCCCAGACUCUUAUCGAUCUCAUGAAGAUUAUAACAAUCGUAAGCAUCUUUUAAUAUAUAAACAUAUGAAAUCUUCUGAAAUACUACUUCUUUACAUAAAUGUUACGUUUUUGUAUAUGUAUGUAAUAACUCUAUUUUAUGUAGAUUAUCCAAAGCGGUCAUGUCGUAAAGGACCGCGCCUACCAGAAUGUGAUUUUGAUACAUGACAAAAGACAUACCUGUAAGAAAACUUACU